AUGAACAUCAUACUCAUGGGACCGCCCGGAUCGGGCAAGGGCACACAGGCCGCCAACCUGGCAACCAGCCUGGCGAUUCACGCCGUGUCCUCGGGCGACCUGUUCAGAGACCACCAGCGGCGGAACACGGAUCUGGGGCAGCUCGCCCGCUCUUACAUGGAGCGCGGGGUGUACGUCCCGGACGACGUGACGAUCGGCAUGAUAACCGAAUGGAUCAACGAUCCCGAUCACGCCGCCGGAUUCGUUCUGGACGGCUUUCCGAGGACCCAGGCGCAGGCGCAGGCUCUCGACGAGGCGCUCUCAGAUCGGGGCGGAAUCGACCACAUGGUAUUCAUCAGAGUCUCGGACGACGAGCUCGUUCGACGGCUCGGUGGAAGAGUCAUCUGCACAGAGUGCCAGCGACCAUACAAUCUGAACUCGUCGCCUCCCGCAACGGCGGGGAAGUGCGACUAUUGCGCCGGAGAGCUGUACCAGCGAGAUGACGACAAGGCCGAGGUGGUAUCCAGACGAAUCGAGGUUUACAACCAGGAGACAGAGCCUGUCGUGGACUACUAUCGCCAGGCGGGCAGCCUCUCGGAGGUCGAUGGAGAGCAGCCGGUUGACGAGGUCGCCACGGCCCUGUCCGAAGCGAUCGGAGCACGCCUUGUUGGGUAG
This is a messenger RNA of Geodia barretti, 654 nucleotides long. NCBI's taxonomy places the organism in Eukaryota, Metazoa, Porifera, Demospongiae, Tetractinellida, Geodiidae. The record is from the annotation of a GenBank genome assembly.